UGAGGUGGUAGGAAAUGCCUCGAGAUUUGUCACGAUCGAGAUCACCUUCGUAUAGGCGAAGGUACUCUCCAUCUCCCGUGGGACAUAGGUCUAGCAGGAGAAGUCGAAGAAACAGAAGCCAGUCUCCAUAUUCUUAUAGCAGAUGGAUAGUUACAUUGUCUAUCUUGGUAUGUGUAUGACUUCUUGCUGUUUGGAGAAUCUUCUGUUUUCAUGAGUUCCAUGAGCACCUUCAUGAUCUGUACACGUAUGGUUGAUGAUAGUAAUGCUAAUGUUGCUCGGUUAUGGCCAAAAAAUUUGUUGAUUAUAUUUUUCAGUUUUUAAGCAUUUGUUAAUGGGCAUCUGACCUCUGAGGAACGUACCUUGAGAAUAGAUAAUUUAUUUAAAAAAAAAAAAGGGUCAGAUAAAUUAUUGGGAGUAGAAGAUUAAGCGUGGUAUGAGAGUGAGAUAGGAUUCAUGCUCUUUAUGAAAAAAAAAUCUUCCUUCCCAUUCUAUGGGAAGUGAGCAGGUGAUGGGUGCCAUUGGGUGUCCUUUUGUUGCUCGAUUGUGACAUUUGCUUCUUCAUGUGAUAAAAGAUGGAGCACACAAAGGUUAUUCUUAACAAUGUAUGAGACGGAAAAGUCGCUCUAUUUCCCCAAGACACCGCAGAAGUCGCUCACCUCUAAGACGUCAUAAAAGUCGUUCACCUACUCCAAGACAUUAUAAAAGGCAAAGGAGUAGAAGUUCCUCCUUGUCUCCUAUUCGUAAAUCUUCAAGUUCAAGUCUUGGGUCGAUAGAGCGCAAAAAUGCAAGUGAAAAAUUGAGAAUAGAAGAAGAAGAGAAAAAAAGGCGACAACAGGAAGCAGAACAGAAAUUGCUAGAAGAAGAGACUGCAAAGAGGGUGGAAGAAGCGAUUCGUAGGAAAGUUGAGGAGAGCUUGUUAUCUAAGGAGAUUAAGCUUGAAAUUCAGAGGCGGUUGGAAGAGGGACGGAAAAGACUUCAUGAUGAAGUUGCAGCUCAACUUGAGAAAGAAAAGGAAGCUGCUAUCAUCGAGGCUAGACAAAGAGAGGAACAAGCUCGAAAAGAGAAGGAAGAGCUGGAAAGGUUGCUGGAGGAGAACCGGAAGAGGGUAGAAGAAGCUCAGAGGAGGGAAGCUUUAGAGCAGCAGCGACGAGAGGAAGAACGUUACAGGGAACUAGAAGAGCUCCAAAGACAAAAAGAAGAGGCUCUGCGAAGAAAGAAACAACAAGAGGAGGAAGAACGGUCAAACCAGUUAAAGUUGUUGGGUAAGAACAAAUCCCGCCCAAAAUUGUCAUUUGCACUGGGCUCGAAGUGAACAUUUGUAGAGGAACAUGGUUUAAUUGGUUUCUUAGUGUAUGUGCUUGGAAUUUAUUCCAUGUUCACAUUUGUAAUUUAUGAAAUUUAUGUUGUUUAAUAAAGAUUUUGGUGUGAUAGAUUUCUUGAUAAA
Quercus robur (English oak) is the source of this 1444-nucleotide messenger RNA. RefSeq lists its product as uncharacterized. The record is from RefSeq and is a predicted model, not a curated record. Bases 605 to 1312 code for a protein of 235 amino acids. Gene Ontology annotation, molecular function: cadherin binding. The transcript is spliced from 5 exons. NCBI's taxonomy places the organism in Eukaryota, Viridiplantae, Streptophyta, Magnoliopsida, Fagales, Fagaceae. Gene Ontology annotation, cellular component: nucleoplasm; mitochondrion.